Messenger RNA from Cynocephalus volans (Philippine flying lemur), 2658 nucleotides. It is a transcript of the gene ATP6V0A4, whose product is annotated as ATPase H+ transporting V0 subunit a4. Lineage: Eukaryota; Metazoa; Chordata; Mammalia; Dermoptera; Cynocephalidae. Gene Ontology annotation, biological process: vacuolar acidification; proton transmembrane transport. Bases 77 to 2599 code for a protein of 840 amino acids. The transcript is spliced from 21 exons. The record is from RefSeq and is a predicted model, not a curated record. Gene Ontology annotation, cellular component: plasma membrane; vacuolar proton-transporting V-type ATPase, V0 domain; vacuolar proton-transporting V-type ATPase complex. Gene Ontology annotation, molecular function: proton-transporting ATPase activity, rotational mechanism; ATPase binding.
CCGGCCGAGUGCGGAGCCAGCGCCGCUCCUGCAGGAGCUGGAAGGCGACUCUGCCAGAGACCAAGACUAGGCCACGAUGGCGUCCGUGUUUCGAAGUGAGGAGAUGUGUUUGUCACAGCUGUUUCUGCAGGUGGAGGCUGCGUAUUGCUGUGUAGCUGAGCUCGGAGAGCUCGGAUUGGUUCAGUUCAAAGAUUUAAAUGCAAACGUGAAUAGCUUCCAAAGGAAAUUUGUGAAUGAAGUCAGAAGGUGUGAGUCACUGGAGAGAAUCCUCCGUUUUCUGGAAGAUGAGAUUAAAAAUGAGAUUGCGGUUCAAUUACCUGAGAAGUACCCACCGACGCCUCUCCCACGGGAAAUGAUCACCCUGGAGACUAUUCUGGAAAAACUGGAAGGAGAGUUACAGGAAGCCAACCAGAACCAACAAGCUUUGAAGAAAAGCUUCCUAGAGCUGACAGAACUCAAAUACCUCCUGAAGAAAACCCAGGAUUUCUUUGAGACGGAAACGAAUUUAGCUGACGAUUUCUUUACUGAAGACACUUCUGGUCUUCUGGAGUUGAAAGCUGUGCCUGCGUACAUGUCUGGAAAGUUGGGGUUCACAGCCGGUGUGAUAAACAGGGAGAGGAUGGCUUCCUUUGAACGGCUGAUGUGGCGAGUUUGCCGAGGAAACGUCUACUUGAAGUUCAGUGAGAUGGACACAGCUCUGGAGGAUCCCGUCACGAAAGAAGAAAUUAAAAAGAAUAUAUUCAUCAUAUUUUAUCAAGGAGAGCAGCUCAGGCAGAAAAUCAAGAAGAUCUGUGAUGGGUUUCGAGCCACCGUAUACCCCUGCCCAGAGCCUGCGGCGGAACGCAGAGAGAUGUUGGCUGGUGUCAACAUGCGGCUAGAAGAUUUAAUCACUGUCAUAACACAAACGGAGUCGCAUCGCCAGCGCCUGCUGCAGGAAGCAGCUGCCCACUGGCACACCUGGGUCAGCAAAGUGCAGAAGAUAAAGGCCAUCUACCACAUCCUGAACAUGUGCAACAUUGACGUCACCCAGCAGUGUGUCAUCGCCGAGAUCUGGUUCCCACUGGCAGACACUGGACGCAUCCAGAGGGCAUUGGAGCAAGGCGUGGAACUUAGUGGCUCCUCCAUGGUCCCCAUCAUGACCACAGUGCAAUCUAAGACACCCCCUCCCACGUUUAACAGGACCAAUAAAUUCACAGCUGGCUUCCAGAAUAUUGUUGACGCGUAUGGCGUAGGCAGUUACCGGGAGAUAAACCCAGCUCCCUACACCAUCAUCACCUUCCCCUUCCUGUUCGCUGUGAUGUUCGGGGACUGCGGGCAUGGAAUUGUGAUGCUCCUGGGAGCCCUCUGGAUGGUCCUUAAUGAGCGACGCUUGCUGUCCCAGAAGUCGGACAAUGAGAUCUGGAACACCUUCUUCCACGGGCGCUACCUGAUCUUACUCAUGGGCGUCUUCUCCAUCUACACGGGCCUGAUCUACAACGACUGCUUCUCCAAGUCUUUCAACAUCUUUGGCUCUUCCUGGAGUGUCCAACCCAUGUUCAGAAAUGGCACGUGGAAUACUCAGGUAAUGGAGACAAGUCCAUAUUUACAGCUGGACCCAGCCAUGCCAGGAGUGUAUUCUGGAAAUCCAUACCCAUUUGGGAUUGAUCCGAUCUGGAACUUGGCUUCGAACAAACUCACAUUUUUGAACUCCUAUAAAAUGAAGAUGUCGGUUAUCCUGGGAAUUGUCCAGAUGGUUUUCGGUGUUAUUCUCAGCCUUUUCAAUCACAUAUACUUCAGAAAAACUGUCAACAUCGUUCUGCAAUUUAUCCCUGAGAUGAUUUUUAUCCUGUGUCUGUUUGGAUACCUGGUGUUCAUGAUCGUUUUUAAAUGGUGCCACUAUGACGCCCACGUGUCCCAGCGUGCUCCGAGCAUCCUGGUCCACUUCAUCAACAUGUUUCUGUUUAACUACGAGGACGCUUCGAAUGCAGCGCUCUACAAACACCAGCAAGAAGUCCAAAGUUUCUUUGUCAUUAUGGCUUUGAUUUCUGUGCCAUGGAUGCUUCUGAUUAAGCCAUUUGUUCUUAGAGCCAAUCAUCGGAAAUCCCAGCUGCAGUUAUCCAUGAGCCAAGCAGAUGCUGCGGAAGACAUUGAAGGUCACACCUCUGGCCCUUCCAGCACUUCUGGUCAAAGUACUUCAGCAGGUGCCCACGGGUCCCAGGACGACCACAAGGAAGAGUUCAACUUCGGAGAUGUCUUUGUCCAUCAGGCCAUCCACACCAUCGAGUACUGCCUGGGUUGCAUUUCCAACACAGCCUCCUACCUCCGGCUCUGGGCCCUCAGCCUGGCACACGCACAACUGUCUGAAGUGCUCUGGACCAUGGUGAUGAACAUUGGCCUCCACCUGCGAGGCUGGGGAGGACUCAUUGGGGUUUUUAUCAUUUUUGCCGUAUUUGCUGUUCUGACGGUAGCCAUCCUUCUGAUCAUGGAGGGCCUCUCCGCUUUCCUGCACGCCCUGCGACUGCACUGGGUGGAGUUUCAGAACAAGUUCUACAUUGGGGCUGGUUACAAGUUUUCUCCGUUCUCCUUUAAACACAUCCUGGAUGGGACAGCCGAGGAGUAGGUGCUGUCUGUCCUCCUGCCUGGGCGUCUGCACCAGUAGAAGCUGUCUCGUCUUUGCUG